AACCUCGUUGUUGAAGCACCGUCUGAAAAAGAAUAGAAAAGUAGAUUAGAUAUAUUUCAAAUAAAGUGAAUAAUGCCUAAAUAUAGGUAUUAAUAUAUAAAAAAUUAAAUUUGGAUAUUUUGAUUAUUAUAUGUUUUACUAUGAUAUUUACAAUUAAAUUAACUUAUUAAUAGUCUUGAAUUCUAAUUCAUCAGCAAUGCCUUAAUAUAAUAUAGUUUAAGCACAAACUGAUUUUUUCUAAAAAAAAUAGUUGAUAUAGUCAGAACACCAUUCAGACAAAUGAAGAAAAUCUUUUCAUAUGCCUAUCAUUUAGAUAAAAGUAAUAACACAUUAAUGUUAUCAAAGAUAAUUUCAUUCAUGAUAAUGAUUAUAGCAAAAUUAAUUAAUAAUUACUUGGUCGAAGUGGUGAUAUUCUGGCUGAUGGUAACUCAUCCAUUUUUUAUAAUUUUGAAUCAAUGUUAGCUAAAAGAUGUAUCUAUAUUUUGUAUUUAAUUCAGAGUGAUUCAGUUGUUUAAUUCUUAAUUAGUAUAGAAGUUUCAUAUAAACAAAUAAGGAAUUUAAUAAUAUAUUAAAAAAAAAUUAAAGAUUUCCUAUAUAAUUUCAAAGUACCUAAGGAAUUCAGUUGGAAACUUGAAACAUGCAAUGACUGACUUAAGUAAAGAAUCUAAUAGCAGUUUAUUAAUAUACAAAAAUUUUAUUCAUUAAUGAAAAUGAUAAUAUUACAAAAAUAAUUUAAAUAUUAAUAAUACCCUAACUAUUUAGGAAGAAUUAUUUUAAACACUACACCAAGAUAAUUUAAAGAUAUAUUAAUAUUAAUAUUCAUAUGAAUGAUUCAAAUAUUACUUGUUAUUUAACUCCCAGUAAACCUAGAGUAAAAAAAUUUAAAAAUAAACAUCAAACAUUUUUUCAAACGUUAAAUUAAUUUAAUACAAAAUUUUAUUUUCAAAUCAAGAUUUAAUUUUUUUAAGCUGUAAAGGAAUUAACUAACUGAAAACAGGAAGUCAUUUUGGCUCCAAUGGCUGGCGAUCCUAGUGGUUGAAAAGAGAACUUUGUGUUGGUUGUCCUUCAGCUGACGGUUGGUUAUAGUGAGGUUUACUUUUCAAACUGUUUUAAUGAUAAAUUUAUAGUUCCUAACUUCCCAAGAAUCAGUAAUGUUAGCUACUAAUUAUAUAUGAUCAUAAUUUAAAAUAAGAUUCAUGUCUUAUCGUGGUUAGGGAAAGAAUCAUUUAUUUGAAUUGAUGUGAAACAUUAUUAAAUUUGAUUCAUAGUCAUACUUUGAAGUAAUGAUUUAGUUUGAUAGCAAUGUAAUGGGUGAUAAAGAGGAAAAAGAUGAAAAAUUAAAUCCACUAUCAAGUGGUUUUGACCCUCUUAGUGCUCUAUAUGCUCAAGAUAUUCCGAUUCCAAACCAGGAUGCUCCAGUGUAUGAUAAUAUUGCAAAAUUUGAACAUACUUCUGCUGGUGUUUCUAUAAAACAAAUUAAAAAAAAGGAGAAACCCGUAGUUGAAGUCGCUGAGUCAUUUGAACAAGAUUUACCUUCACCAUCUCUUCCAACAACAAAGCCAGAUGAUGGUAAGAAGAAUAUUCGUAAAUUUAUGCUCAACGUAGAAGGACCUUUGGCCAAACUCAGGGAGAUGGUCGAGAAUAGAACAAGGAUUAAAGUUACGACCCGUUCGGGUUGGGGUAUACGAGGCUACGUUAUCGCAUACCUCUCUGCUUUCGACAAAAUGUGGAACCUGGCACUCGAAGACGUCACUGAAGUCUGGAUACGAAAGAUAAAGAAGAAGACGCCAGCUCUUGCUGAGACAAGAGGAAGUCCCAGAUACCGAGUCACGGUUCCUACCGUAACCGUUACAAAGGUGAGCCCAAAGCAGGAACAGUGCGAACGUUACGUUCCUAAAUUGAUGAUGAGAGGAGAGCACGUCGCAAUCAUACAGUGCCUCUGACUGCUAACUAUUUUAAGGCAGGUUUUAACAAAUUUUUAAAAUAUAAAAUAUUUUUUUACCGUUCAA
Nezara viridula (southern green stink bug) is the source of this 2009-nucleotide messenger RNA. Lineage: Eukaryota; Metazoa; Arthropoda; Insecta; Hemiptera; Pentatomidae. The record is from the annotation of a GenBank genome assembly.